AUGGCGAAGAGGACGAAGAAGGUCGGAGUCGUCGGGAAGUACGGGACGCGUUAUGGCGCGUCUUUGCGUAAGGUGAUGAAGAAGGUGGAGCUGCAGCAGCACGCCAAGUACACCUGCCCCUUCUGCGGCAAGUUGAGUGUGAAACGCCAGGCUGUCGGCAUUUGGCAUUGCAGAGGAUGUUCUAAGACAAUGACCGGCGGGGCCUGGACUUUGCAAACAGCCGCGGCGGCGACAGUGCGUUCAACUGUGGCGCGUUUGCGCAAGCAGAUGGGCGAAUCCAAAUAA
This is a messenger RNA of Eimeria necatrix, 285 nucleotides long. RefSeq names its product ribosomal protein L37a, putative. Lineage: Eukaryota; Apicomplexa; Conoidasida; Eucoccidiorida; Eimeriidae. The transcript has 3 exons. Gene Ontology annotation, molecular function: structural constituent of ribosome. Gene Ontology annotation, biological process: translation. Gene Ontology annotation, cellular component: ribosome. The record is from RefSeq and is a predicted model, not a curated record. The coding region runs from base 1 to 285 and encodes 94 amino acids.